UGGGAGAAUACCCAUCCCAGAGGAUCAUGGCUACCUACGCUCUGCAAAUCGCUGGACUGAUGCUUGGUGGCAUUGGCAUGGUGGGCACGUUGGCCGUCACGAUCAUGCCUCAGUGGAGAGUGUCUGCCUUCAUUGGAAGCAACAUUGUGGUUUUUGAAAACUUCUGGGAAGGACUGUGGAUGAAUUGCGUGCGGCAAGCCAACAUCAGGAUGCAGUGCAAAGUUUAUGACUCCCUGCUGGCCCUCUCUCCGGACCUGCAGGCAUCCAGAGGGCUGAUGUGUGCGGCUUCCGUGCUGUCCUUCCUGGCUUUCAUGACUGCCGUCCUGGGUAUGAAGUGCACCAGGUGCACCGGGGACGACGAGAAGGUGAAGGGCCACAUCUUGCUAACGGCCGGAAUUCUCUUCAUUGUCACCGGUCUCCUGGUGCUGAUCCCGGUGAGCUGGGUUGCCAAUUCCAUCAUCAGAGAGUUCUACAACCCGAUAGUGGAGAGCGCCCAAAAACACGAACUUGGAGAGGCUCUCUACAUAGGCUGGACCACCGCGCUGGUGCUGAUAGUUGGAGGGGCACUGUUCUGCUGUGUUUCUUGUGCCAGUGGACAGAGCAGGAGCUACAGACACUCCGUACCUUCCCAUCGCACAACCCACAAAAGCUAUCACACAGAAAAGAAGUCACCGAGCGUGUACUCCAGAAAAUUACAACACAGCUGGCUUUUCUAAUGGUGCCACCUCUUGAAGUCUUUCCCCAACGUUUACGGUCCUCUCAUCUCUUUCUUACCUGGUUGAACAAGUUCUCUCGACUCAUGGCCCAGCCUGCAGGACCUUCUUGCCCAGCCUGCCUCCACGAUUCUAUCCCAGU
Molecule: messenger RNA, 855 nt
Organism: Suricata suricatta (meerkat)
Lineage: Eukaryota; Metazoa; Chordata; Mammalia; Carnivora; Herpestidae
Gene: CLDN8
Product: claudin 8
Exons: 2
Coding region: 27-716 (229 amino acids)
Biological process (GO): bicellular tight junction assembly; cell adhesion
Cellular component (GO): plasma membrane; bicellular tight junction
Molecular function (GO): structural molecule activity
Source: RefSeq, a predicted model, not a curated record